This is a messenger RNA of Striga asiatica, 966 nucleotides long. The record is from the annotation of a GenBank genome assembly. Lineage: Eukaryota; Viridiplantae; Streptophyta; Magnoliopsida; Lamiales; Orobanchaceae.
AUGCAGCCGAAAAAGAAAAUCGAUGAAUGCCCAUGGAGAAAAAAAUCAUGCUUUUUCACUCUGCCAUAUUGGGAAUAUCUUUCAUCUCGCCAUCAUUUGGACCCUAUGCACAUAGAGAAAAAUAUAACUGAUAGUGUGAUUGGAACUUUGUUGGAUAUGCCUGGAAAAACAAAGGACCAUUAUAGGGCUCGUUUAGACAUGAAAGAAAUGGGAAUACGAUCAUCAUUACAUCAUGUGGAGUCUGAUAACAACAAACGUCGCUUUUUGCCUAAGGCUUGUUUCUCAAUGACUAAAAAGGAGAAAACAGUGUUUUGUGAAGUUUUAGAGAAAGCAAAGCUACCACAAGGUUGUGCAUCUAAUAUUGGACGAUGUGUGCAAAUGAAAGAAUUGAAAAUAUCAGGCUACAAAAGCCAUGAUGCACAUAUUAUAAUGCAAUAUUUACUUCAAGUUGCAGUCAGGAAAACUUUACCCAAGGAUGUAGCUCUUGCUUUGAUAAGAUUAGGUGCAUUUUUCAGAGCUAUUUGCAGUAAAGUUAUCAAUCCACAAGAUUUGGAUCAUUGGCAGAGUGAAAUAGUUGAAAUCCUUUGUACAUUUGAAAGGAUAUUUCCACCUUCAUUUUUUGAUAUCCUGCCACAUUUGCCUAUCCAUUUAGUGGACGAAGUUCGGUCAAGUGGUCCGGUAAGUAGUUGGUGGAUGUUCUUCAUUGAGAGGUAUCUUGGCAAGCUGAAGUCAUACGUUCGAAAUCGCAGUCGUCCAGAGGGUUCUAUUGCUGAAGGAUAUUUAGCGGAGGAGUGUCUGGUGUUCUGCUCGCGGUACUUAAAUGAUGGAGAAAAAAAACAAUCGAGAAGCAUUAGUUCAAGCAACAGGAAAGUUGUUUCGAAUGUUGAAAAAUCUCCUAUAUUUUGUCAAAAUGGUUAUCCACUUGGGCGUAGAAAGAAGCAAAGGAAGGGAAAGUAUAUCGUCUAG